Messenger RNA from Triticum dicoccoides, 1398 nucleotides. RefSeq lists its product as uncharacterized. The coding region runs from base 1 to 879 and encodes 292 amino acids. The record is from RefSeq and is a predicted model, not a curated record. The transcript has 5 exons. NCBI's taxonomy places the organism in Eukaryota, Viridiplantae, Streptophyta, Magnoliopsida, Poales, Poaceae.
AUGCCCUUAGGCCUUAUACAAUGGAAGCACCGGUGCACAAGCAUCAGCGUUGUACAAGGCCUUAGUAGUACUACCACCACCGCCCCGGCCCUCCGCCUCUGCCUCCCUAUCUCGUCCCCGGCCGCAGCAGCCUCAUCAUCAUCCCCCUUCGCCCCCAAUCCUCAAUCCUCGCACGAACUGCCCCCGCAACACCCUCCCGGGGGCUCUCCCCGCCGCCCGUACAACGCCCUCGUCGGCGCGCUCUUCGCCGUAUCGGCCCGGAGGGGCGUGCGCUGGAAGCCGGAGCCGGGAAGGAGUGCAGCCACCAGCGGGAGACAAGGGGAGGCGCGGUGGUGCUCUCUCUGGUCGCCAGCGCGGCCACCACAGGGGAGAGGGCCAGGGGAAGCGGCGGCAUACGACUCUGUAGGCGGAUGUAGCGUCUGGCGGGAGGUGACGCGCAGCAGGGAAGGCAACGGCCGGAUCCGCGCGCCGGUGAGGCCUGAUUGCCAUGCGGGGCCGUGGCGGUCAGAUCAGGGCCACGCAUGGGAAUCGGCCUUGCGGCGGCGUUAUGCCGACGCAAAAAGAAGGCACGGAGCGGCGCGCCGGCGUGUCGUGAGCACAACACCGUGCGGGGCGAGCGGCAGGAUCUGCUUGAGGUCUACUGGCGCUGCCGUCGAGGACUCCGGGAACUGCCACCGAGGACGGCCAUCGAGCACCGAGCUAGAACCGCUACGGAUGGCAGGCUGCCACCGAGGACGGCCAUCGAGCACCGAGCUAGAACCGCUACGGAUGGCAGGCUGCCACCGAGGACGAUUGUCAUGGCCGCGCCUGCCCACUGCCAGUCUCCCGUCUCCUACAGUCCCCAGUGAUCUGAGCAUGAAGCAUGAGAUGUACAGAUAAGCAAGCAAAGACGCCAUGGUUCAGGCAUCUGUUACCCAAAAAAAAUCCCACAGCCGGAGGAGCAGAGGAGCUACACAUUUAGUGUGUAUGUGAUAUCCUGCCAGAAUUCUAGAGCAUUCAUAUAGGUAUACUGUUUGGGUGAAGAAGAGGGCUUCAGGGCCUCCUAAGCAUGAAGGGAGGACUGCAAAUUGAUAGAAACAAGAGAGGGACAUGGUGGUUUUCUUCAACCAUAGCUUGCUUGAAGCAUAUGCUGAUAUGCACAUCCGGCCAUGACUUGGAUUAAGUAAGCACAUGAAGUUGUGAUGCUAAUACAGACCAAGUCGAGAGCAAUAUCAGUGGGUUGUCAUGCUAGGAAUAUGCAUACAUAAUACAUGUAAUGAUUUUCUGUAUUUUAAGAGAUUAAUCUUAGGUUGAAGUGUAGUUUAUUACAGCGGUAUUUGAACGAAACAAAUAUUGAGACAAAAUGUGGAAAGGUUGAACUUCUUAUAUAUAAUUCUUCUGUGUGAGAAAUGAGAACUA